Harpia harpyja (harpy eagle) is the source of this 5084-nucleotide messenger RNA. RefSeq lists its product as uncharacterized. NCBI's taxonomy places the organism in Eukaryota, Metazoa, Chordata, Aves, Accipitriformes, Accipitridae. The transcript is spliced from 2 exons. The coding region runs from base 1004 to 1732 and encodes 242 amino acids. The record is from RefSeq and is a predicted model, not a curated record.
UUAACCAGAAUACUCUCUCCCAGGCCGGAGCGUGGCUCUGCCCGAGAGGUGGCAGCAUGCGACCGCACUCGGUGGCAGCCAGGCUGGGCUUGUCCCUGGGGGGCCUAGGCCUGGCCCUGGGCGGGGGUCCCUGACCCCCCCCCAGCAUCCAUCCCACAGGAGUUGAGCCCUGGUUCCAUACGCUGAUCCCAGAUCACUUGGGAAAGCGAUAACUGGGUGGAAACCUUCGCUUUUGAGUGGGACAGGGAUGGAGGAUGGGACUGCAUCCAGGGGAAAGCAGCUUUCCACCCAGAGCAUUUUAUAGAGCACCUGAGCAUCCCCCAGCCCCAGCUAAAAUUCACCUGUCCUGGGGGACAGCCCCUGCAGCAGUGUCCCCCUUCCCAGCUGGUUCCAGUGGGAAAAGGGCCGGGAUGCACAGGGGAAGGACCCCAGCCCCAGCUCUGCCUGUGCCCCCCCGGGCUGGUCACACCCAGCAAGCAGGAUCUUAAACCUCUGCCUCCCCUCUGCCUCUGGUCCCAUCACCUCCGCCGGGUUAUUCAUCAUCCGCACAAGACAGUGGUGAAGUGGGAGCAGCCCCUUGCUCUCCUGCCUGUCCCGGGGCAGAGUCAGGCCCUGGUACAUCCUGGCAAACACCAGCUGCCACCGUGUCCUCCAUGAAGCCCGUCCCACCCACCAAGUUACUGCUUCCCUCGCCCCACAAAAACCCAUGUCCUUCCCCGUAGCAAGCCUUGUGCAAUCCCUCUCUGCCAGAGUUGUCACCAGCCCCGGGGGGUUUCCUGGCCCUGUGGGGGGGCUCAGGCCCAUGUGUUGGGGGCCACAGCAUCUGCUCAGGCCCCCCCAGCCAGCUCCACCCAAGGAGGGGACAUGGUCGGAGCCAGGAUCACACUUCUUUGCUGCAUGCUGCUAGCGGCAGAUGGGGAUAAGGAUGCUCCUGGAGCUGGGGUGGACAGUUUGCCUCAGGCAGGGCUGAGAUGCUGGGGCAGGUGGGCUGGAGCACCCUGGGAUGCUUCAGGGUUUUGGGGUGCUUUUUUUUGGGGGGGGGGUGGAGACCACCCUUGCCCUUACAAUCGCCACAGCUGUGGUCAUGUCUCCCCCCCAACCAUCUCGUGGCACCUGGUGCCUUGCAGGUCUGUGUCUCUGUUGCGAUAUCAAGCUGCUGAAGGGGCUGAAGGGACAGUCCCUGUCCUUCCCGGCCCUGCACCCCUUCUUUGCGGAUAUCACGCGGGUCACCUGGAGGUCCCAGGGGACCCACAUCACCGAGGCCAAGCCCAAGGAGAAGAGGCUCACCAUCGACUACAUGCCCAGGCUCCGUGGCCAGCUGUUCAUCCACCCCACCAACCUGUCACUGGAGAUCAGACCACCGAAGCUGGGGGACAACGGAAAGUACGAGGUGGUCGUGGACACCUUGUCUGACCCCACCAAACCAAAGACCUUUUCCUACUCAUUGAGGAUUCAUGGUGGCUUGCCCAUGAUGCCAGCCGGGACCAGUGACAUGGGAGGACAGAGCAGGAGCACCGUGGGACCUAGGGGAGUGACCGAGCCUGAUGCAGGAGAUACCAGGACACAGGGCACAGGUGGGGGGCAGCCCCCAGACGGCAGCGGUGGGCUGGAGGCAUGCGGGGUGCAGGACUACUACUGUGUGGUGAAGGCGUAUCUCAUGGCCACUGUCUUCGGGCUACUGCUGAUGCUGGUGGCCACUGUUCACAACGUGACCAGGGACAAAGGCACCUAGCUGGGGGAUGAGGUCUCAGUGGGGCCGAGAGUGGGGUCUGAGCCCCUCAGCAUCACCGCUCUGCAGGGAUCGUCCCCAUGGCAGCGAUGAGCCCGUAUUCAGGGCUCCGGGUGCGGUGGCUCCCCUGCCUCCGUUUCCCCAGCCAGGGAAAGCCAAGAUUGCUCUAAUAAGGGCCCCUCAAGGAUGUGAAGUGAAACCCAGUUUCCUCAUUUGUUGCACAAGCAGCUGCCCCAAAAUGCGGCAAUGCCUAUUCCUUCCAGAGGCCACCGCAGCCCAUGGGGUGCCCGGCAGCUCCCUGGCACCCGGCGGGACCAAAACACAUCCUGGUGCAGCCCCUGCACUGAGCGUGCAGCAGCAUCGGGUCUCAGCACACCUGAUCCAGGGACACCUCUGUUACUGGGACAUCAUCGGUUUCAUAUUUACGGCCCCGAAUCCAGUGCGAGAUAAUAAUUCAGCAUUUCAUAAAACCUUCUAUAGUUUAUAAUAAGUGAAUUAUUUACUGGUGACCCUGACUAAAUGCUGCGUGGCAUAAAUUAUUGAGUGGCAGAUCUGUCAAAAAGUUCUCAUAAAUAAGUUAUCUGGUGCCGUCUUAAUGUUCCCAGUAAAUUACUCAUUCAAUCUCCCAUCUAAAUGCUCUCCUGGGGAAAUUACUCACGCCUGCUGAUUUAUGAAUUAGGCCUGGGCAAAUAAGGACGAUUAGGAAGGAGAGCCCUGCCAGGACACCCGAGGGUUUUGCGUCACCGUGAUGCUUCAUCCAGAAUGCAUCCCUGGUGCUGCCCCGUCCCAACAGCCGCUGGCUGGGUACCAGGCAGGACAGAUCCUGGUCUGCCCUAUGCACUGGUCCCAGAGGGACUGUCCCAACCCCGGGGUGCUCAGCACCCUCCUUCCAGCUACAGGCACCAGCCAGGCAGCCAUCCAGGGUCAAGCACCGAUCCUGGGGUCCCACAGUGAUCCCGGAGUCGGGCAGCAAUCCCAGGGUCCCGCAGCAAUCCCAUGGUCCCACAGUGAUCCCAGGGUCAAGCAGCAAUCCCGGGGUCAGGCACCGAUCUCGGGGUCAGGCAGCGAUCCCGGGGUCAGGCAGCGAUCCCGGGGUCAGGCAGUGAUCCCCGGGGUCCCACAGUGAUCCCAGGGACAGGCAGCGAUCCCGGGGUCAGGCAGUGAUCCCGGGGUCAGGCAGUGAUCCCCGGGGUCCCACAGUGAUCCCAGGGACAGGCAGCGAUCCCAGGGUCAGGCAGUGAUCCCGGCGGCGGGCAGCUUCCUGCAGCAAUGCCUGAGGAAGCAGCACCCACUCCCAGCCCUGCUCCGCUAUUCCCCAUUGCAGGAGGGAGUCAGUGGGGCUCCCCCAAAUCCACGAGCAUUCCCCCCAGCACCCCAGUCACCUCAAACAACUCCGCAGCAGCCCUGGGCUCGUUACCUGUGCUUUAUUGCCUGCAGGCUAUGGCACACUGCUCUGGCCAUAUGUUUUAUUGCCAUUAUAAUCAUCGCCCGGCAAGCACGCAUUUCCAUCUCCCCCAACAAGCCUAAAUCCUCCCUGCCAGCAGCCCAGGGUCGCUCUCGAUGUCUCGAGCACACCAAGAACCAUAUUUCUACCAGGUCCUGGGCAUAAUUAAAGCAUCACCCAAGGAGCUUGACAGCUGCGACCCCUAUGCAGAGGCAAAGCACAAAGUCACGAGCCCUGGGAGGGGACCUCUCCACUUUUACCAUCCCUCUCCCCGCCACUAGUACGCGGGAACUGCAGCCGCUUUCGAUGAAUCUCUUUGCUCUGCCUCUUAUUCCAGGAGUGGAGCUGAUUAAAAUAAUAUGUUAAGCACAGCUCGACCUCGUGGGGUGAUGGGGUGGGGAAGUGCCUUCCCCGUUGCGAGGCACAGCCUGCGAUGGAGGCAAUUAAAUCAAUCAUGGAGGAUGAUGAAUUGGGGAGGGGGGGGUGAGGCAGGAGAGAGGAAAAUUCAUGUGUGAGAGCCGGGAGUUUAACGGGAGACCAGGAUGCUGCACAGUUAUCCGCAGUGGGAGAACCGGAUUUGCCCCCGCAGAGAGGGGAUCGGGAUGGGGAUGGGUCUCCCUGGGGAUGCUCCUACAUCUGCUUCAGUGCAAAGGCCACCCUGGCCACUCUGCCAGGUCCCCAUGGGAGCCCUGCUCGGCCAUCACCCAUGCAUCAGGCCUGCACCAGUGUUUGCUUUAAUAAUUGAAUGCCGGUUUGGGGGACAAUUAUUUAUUUAAAGGAAACAGCAUGUUAACAAGAACACAAUCUAAUCCCCGGUGACAGAUGUCUGCUUUAUUAGCACCUCUGUCCGAGAGCCGAGCCCGGGAGGCAAACAAACAAACACAACAAAUAAAACCCUCAUUAGAAGAUGUAAGCACAUGCCAGAAAUUAGUGUGAGGGGGAAAAAAUAAAUAUUAAAAGGCGGCAGCACUCCUGAGAUGGCUGCUCAUGCUGGGUGAAGUAGAGGGAGGUGAUGCUCGGACCUGGGGCUGGACUGGCGCCGGGGUGAUGCUGGAGGCUGCGUUUCGGCUAAAUCCCCUGCUAGAUGGCACCUGGCUGUCCCUGGGGCCCUGCACCAAGGGGUGCAACCAGAGCUGCUGGGUGAGAAUGUGUUCCCUUUUCACCUCGUGACGCCCAAAUCUGCUCUCCUUGCCUGAGCCCAGCAUCAGGGAGCAGCAGGAUUUGGGCAAUGGGGAAACUGAGGCACAGAGGGGCAAAGGGAUGCGUCCAUGGCGCCCAAGGGAGACUCGUAUCAAGGAGCCCUUUGUGGAGGAAACCCUGGUUGCGGUGGCGGGGAGCAGCCGGGGAAGGACAGGCAGCGCAGGCAGCAGGUUAUGGAGACAGGAUUUGUCCUGGCAAAACAGGCUCAGUCCUCAGCCACUGUCUGGGGUCCGGAGGAAGGAGAGCAGAUUUUCCCCCCGUGUAGGAUUAGUCCAAGGAACUGUUGGGGGGUGGCUGGCCAAGCGCUUUGGGGUGCUGGGGAUGGGGUCCCGAUGGCCAGGGCAGGGCUGGGUCACCAUCACCCGCUGCCUGUGGCCGGAUCCAGGGCACUGCCCCCCCCCGCCCGACUGCCUUCAUCCCAGCUCAGCUGAGAACGGCGGCGAUCGAGGCAGUGAUGGAUGCCACAGCACGCCAGCCCCGCGGGGGCUCUCUGGCAUGUCCCCAUCUGUUUGGUGUCCAUUUAGCAAAUGCCUCUGUGAGGACCAGCUGUGAGCUGGCACCCAGCACCCGCUGGCACCCAGCACCCACCCUGAAACCAACUGGGGAAGCCAGAGUGACUGGUCCCCCGGGCUGGAGUCCCCCCUCAACCAUUUCUCCCUGGGACUCAGCUGUGCUCCAAAAAAUAAAGGAAUUAAAGAAAAAACGACAUCA